CCUCCCCCUCCUCUCCAGGAUUCCUCCACGCCGCCGCGAUUUGUGGUCGGCCCCUUAACUAGCGGCAACGAUACACACACAAUCAAUCCGUCCGCCGCCGCCUCCUCCUCCUCUCCCCCUCCUGCCUCGCCAUGGCCACCGCGGAGCGAGCCCCGGAGCAGCUCGCUCCGCCGCCGCCGCCUCCCGAGCGCGUCAUGGGGGUCGCGGAGCGGGCCGUCGCGGCUGCCGGCGCCGCCGUCGUCUCCGCCGUCCUCGUCAAUCCCCUCGACGUCGCCAAGACAAGACUACAGGCACAGGCCGCUGGAGUUGUCUACAAUCCGAUAUGGUCAGAUUUUAGGUGCUAUCCAUGGUGUAACCCUGGUGGACUGAAGUUGAGUGGUUUAGGGCCAUCCUGCAGUCCUGAAUGCUUUCAGUACAGAGGAACAAUGGAUGUGUUCUCUAAGAUCACUAGACAGGAAGGAAUUUUUAGACUCUGGAGAGGUACUGGUGCAAGCUUAGCGUUAGCUGUACCAACGGUUGGGAUAUAUCUGCCUUCUUACGACCUGUUGCGCAAUUGGAUUGAGGAAUAUUCAGAUCACAGUUAUCCCAAACUUAGGCCAUAUGCCCCUCUAAUUGCUGGAUCUAUUGCACGAUCAUUGGCAUGUAUAACUUGUUCCCCUAUUGAGUUGGCAAGAACACGUAUGCAGGCGUUCAAGCAAUCAAGUGGUGGAGCAAAACCCCCUGGAAUGUGGAAGACUAUGCUAGGCGUGCUUUCAUCGAGGCAAAGCAUCAGCCACCCUGAGAAUUUGCAAACAGCUCGGGGAUACCAUCUUCUGUGGACUGGUAUGGGAGCACAACUUGCACGUGAUGUCCCCUUUUCAGCUAUAUGUUGGAUGGUUCUUGAGCCAACUAGGAGACACUUAUUGGGAUUAUUAGCUGGUGAGCAAAGCAAUGCCGCAGUUAUAAUGGGGGCAAACUUCUCCACAGGCUUCAUUGCUGGAGUUAUCUCUUCUGGCGCAACAUGUCCUCUCGAUGUUGCCAAGACACGCAGACAAAUAGAGAAGGAUCCUGCUAGGGUAUUGAGCAUGAACACGAGGCGCAUACUUCUUGAGGUUUGGAGGAAUGAAGGUAUCAACGGCCUAUUCAGAGGAGCGGGCCCUCGCAUGGCACGGGCUGGGCCUUCGGUGGGCAUUGUUGUUUCGUCGUAUGAAGUUGUCAAACACAUCAUGCACAGAAAACAUGCAGAGCUAUGAGCUUAGAUUUAGUCGUAUGUAGAACACACGAGCCUUCGGAUCAAACCAACAGCGGACCUCCUUCUGAUCAAACGUGACUUCACUCUCCUGAAAGCCGGUUUACAUUGCAUGCCUACCUUAUCAGAAGGGGGGUUUGAGUGUCUGUAAUAAUAAAGGGUAGAAUGCCCAAAAUGUUGUAAUUUCUCGUUGCAAGAAGUUUUGGGUCAGUACUGUGUAUUUGUGA
Triticum dicoccoides is the source of this 1455-nucleotide messenger RNA. RefSeq names its product mitochondrial carrier protein MTM1-like. Gene Ontology annotation, cellular component: mitochondrion. The transcript has 10 exons. Bases 132 to 1232 code for a protein of 366 amino acids. NCBI's taxonomy places the organism in Eukaryota, Viridiplantae, Streptophyta, Magnoliopsida, Poales, Poaceae. Gene Ontology annotation, biological process: mitochondrial transmembrane transport. The record is from RefSeq and is a predicted model, not a curated record.